Messenger RNA from Rhagoletis pomonella (apple maggot), 720 nucleotides. RefSeq lists its product as uncharacterized. NCBI's taxonomy places the organism in Eukaryota, Metazoa, Arthropoda, Insecta, Diptera, Tephritidae. The transcript is spliced from 2 exons. The coding region runs from base 123 to 446 and encodes 107 amino acids. The record is from RefSeq and is a predicted model, not a curated record.
GAACAUCAACGCGAGUUCGUGAUCGUAAAAGGGAGCAAGCGUUGACGGGGAAUUUACCGCUUCAACAGCCUCCCUUGAGCGAACUAGAAAAGCGGGUAAUAGCUCUAGUGGGAAGCAGCUAUAUGGAGGGGCAACCGGAUGUGCAGGAGAAUAUUCCCAUGGAAGAGAACCUGCAAGUGGCCUUGGGGGCGGCGGACGAAAACUUCCGCCUAGUCGUGGAGGAAGAUGUAGACACCAUCCUCCUACCUCCAUUAACGGUGUCAGAAGGCGAUUCGGAGCUUCGGUGCGAAACUCCGAAAACUCCGAGUCAGACACCGCGCAGGACCGCCAAGCGAAAACGGACGGAGGAAUCUCCAACAAAGACAGGUUUUUUAAAAAUUGCGGAGGCACAGGCCGAAUCGGAAAGGGUAUUUUUUUUAAAUAUUGUAUUUUUAUUGUAUUAUUAAAAAACCCUUAUUUUCUUAGUUGCUUGCUGAAAGUGCUGCUACGAACGCGGAGGCCAACCGUUCUAAUGCUGAGGCAAUUAGCAGGAUGGCUGCUGCCACAGAGCAAAUGGCUACCGCCACUGCAAUAACGGCACAGGCCUUCACGGUAUUGGCGGAGGGGGUGAAAACUUGUGCGAAUGCUUUCGCCGAGUUUACUCGUACACUGGGCCCUCCCCAAUAGAUGUAAAUAUUUUUUGGACAUAUGAAUGUAUAUAUUUUUAUUAAUAGCACAGGC